This is a messenger RNA of Caenorhabditis auriculariae, 3947 nucleotides long. The record is from the annotation of a GenBank genome assembly. Lineage: Eukaryota; Metazoa; Nematoda; Chromadorea; Rhabditida; Rhabditidae.
AUGUCCUCUAUUGAAAUCGAGUCAGCUGAGUAAGUUAUGAAUUUUGCGGUUUUUUUCUAAUGUGUUAUGAAAAUUUUCCAGUGUUAUACGCUUGAUCGAGCAGUUUUUGAAAGAAAGUAAUCUUCUUCGAACUCUUGCUGUCCUGCAGGUAUUUUUUUCCGUUCUUAUAGAUGCUUAUAUUUUUCUUGAAAUUUUUGUAGGAGGAAACGAACAUCACUUUAAACACGGUCGACAAUAUUGAAACCUUUUCUCAUGAGAUCACCUCGGGCCACUGGGACUCUGUGCUAAAAAUAAUUCAGCCAUUGAAGUUACCAGCAAAGAAGUUGAUUGAUUUAUAUGAGCAGGUAAAUUUGAAAAGGUACAUGAAAUUUUGCUGUUUUGAGAUAAUAACUGAAUUGGUGGAGUUGCGAGAGCUCGCUACUGCUCGUUUGAUAGCUCGACAGACGGAUCCCAUGCUUCUUCUCAAGAAAAUCGACCCAGAAAGGUUGAAUUUGCUUUAUUGGCUUCCGAAAGGACUUUAAUGUUGUAGAUAUACACGACUUGAGAAUCUCAUAAACCGUCCUUAUUUCGAUUCUUCAGAAGUUUAUGGUGACGUAAGCAAAGAUAAACGGCGUUACAUGAUCGCUCAGGUAUAUUUGGAAGUAGCUUUUCCACUGAAAACCAUUUAUAGGCUUUAUCGGCAGAGGUUCACGUCGUCGCUCCAUCGCGACUUCUUGCCUUGUUGGCUCAAUCGCUCAAGUGGCAGCUUCAUCAAGGGCUCCUCCCUCCAGGUAACUUGGUUUCAGGAUGAGUAACAUAAUUUUUGGCUGUUCAGGUACGGCGAUCGAUCUUUUCCGAGGCAAAGCCGCGCUGCGAGAACAGAUCGAAGAGCAUUAUCCGACGCAGCUUGCGCGGCAAAUAAAAUUCGGAGCUAGUAGGAAUUCAAUGUUUUUCUUUAGAUUGUCUUUUUUUGCAGAUAGUUACCCUGAAUCAGCAUCUUUCUCGCCUGACGGUAACUACCUUGUCUCUGGUUCGAAAGAUGGCUUCAUUGAGGUAAAAGUUGAAGCAUCCAGAAGAAGCUCAUUUAUGAUUAAGGUUUGGAAUUACUUGAACGGAAAACUGCGCAAGGAUCUGAAAUAUCAAGUGAGUUUUGGGGGUAUAGUUUCGGUGAAAAAUGGCUUGAUUGAAGGCCCAAGAUAACCUCAUGAUGAUGGACGCUGCUGUGCUCUGUAUGACUUUCAGUCGAGAUUCGGAAAUGCUGGCGACGGGAUGUUCAGACGGGAAAAUCAAGGUACCCCCGGUUUUGUAUUGCUUGAAAAGUAGCGAAUAAGUUGAGACAUUUCGAUUUCUGAUUGCGAACGUUUAGUAUUUAAUGUUUAGAAUCUUGAAAGAUUAUUUCGCAGUGUUUUCAUUUCCUGUAGAAACCGAAUAAAUCCAAGUUGACUUUUUUUUUCUUCUUCUUCUUCACCUAGGCUUACAAGGUCCACCCUUUCUUUGGCUUAUUUUCUUUGAAAUUCACUCUUAUCUUACGUUUUCCCGCUCAAUUCUUUUCUUCUACUUCCUACGCCUUCGUACUGCUUGAACGGCGGCAGCGUCCCAAGUCGAUUAGCCGAGGUCCUAUCCUGAUAUAAGUGAAAGUCAGUGGACUGUCUCUAGUGACAUAUGAGUGUGACGACUGCGGAUUUUGAAGUCGUGGUUUACCACUACCAACAUUUUUCAAACCCCUUGGUUUGUUCGAGGCGGGGAUCGAACUUGUGACCCUAUAGACCGUAGACAGGCACCCAACCAGUUGCGCUACGGCGCGCCUCCUAAAUUCUUCUCAUUCAUCGAUAUUUUUUUCAAAACCUUUUCUAUUUCAUUCAAUCUCUAUCUGUGUUUUUCCUUUGCCAUAACUCAUAUAAGAAAGUUUUAUUGGUCAUAUAGAAUCUCCUUGAUUGGAAUUCAAGCUCAUCUUUUUCAUGUAUAGUCAAAUUUUGAAAAAAAAACUCGGGUUUGAGGUGUGGAAAGUGGAAACGGGAGACUGUCUGCGGCGGUUCGACAAAGCGCACACGAGAGGAGUGACGGCGGUCCGAUUUUCUCGGGAUAACACGCAUAUCUUGUCUGCAGGAAACGAUCACGUCGUACGGUAGGACCAUCGCUUUUUUUGUUUUUUCCUAAUAUAAAGGUAAAGCACUUCAGCAGGCCUUAUCUACGACCGUAGGGAAAAUUUCUCAUUCCCAAAAUUUUCCUAGUUUCCUGAUUUUCUAACUUAUUAAGAGUAGUCGAAUUUGAAUAAAUAUAUAAGAUUCAAAAAAAGUCCUCUAAUUCGAAGGGAUUUUUCUUUUUUUAAUUCGAAGUUUCUCGAAUUCAAGUUCUGAAUAAGUGGCGCUACAACUCGCCAAACUUUUUACAGGUAAAAUUUAGGGCUCUAUGAAGCUGCGAAAUUUAUACGUAUCCCUCCUAGUUCAAAGGGUUUUUCGAAAAAAAUAGAUCAAAUUAAAUUUUGCAUAUCUUUGAGCAAAUUAUGAAAGAUCGGUUCAAUUUGGAAUGUUGAAGAAAAGGUUUUUACAAAAUAUAGUUUAUUUUAGCACAGUUCUUUUUUCACUUUGAAGCUAGUUUUGCAGAAUUCACGGAAUGAAGAGCGGCAAAUGUUUGAAAGAAAUGCGUGGCCACACUUCGUAUGUAACUGACGUUCGAUACACGGAAGAAGGAAAUCAAGCUGUAAGUUGGACCAUUUACAUGAGAAAAGGGGAAAUCAUCUCUUUUUCAUUUUAUUUUUUCAUGAUAUUGAAAAAAAAAUCCACAAUCUUUAUAUAUUUUAAUCUCUUUGCUACUUUCUUCAAAUAACUAUAUUUUUUCGAACCAAACAUCGAAUGAAAAAAGAUCUGCAAACUGUCUUUGGUGUACGUUGGGAUCGAAUUUUCCGUUUUUAAAAUUUUAAAGACCCGUGAUAUUCUAUGCUCGUAAAACGGAUUUUCGAGAAGAUGAGUUGCAACAUGCAUGGGCAGACCAUUUUCAAAGGCCGCUCCUCCCAAGUUUUCCUGAAUUAAAGUUAAUACCAGCUCCCUGAGGCUCAAACUUUUUUUUUAUUUUGGCCGAAUUUACCUCCCUGAGGUUGAAUCGUCAUUAUAUUCCCGAUUUUUUGAUAUAUUUUUGUAAGCCAGCCCCUCCUCCCUGGCUGAAGGAGUUCUGCACUUGCCCAUCUAUGCUUGCACAUUUCAGACAGCGAAAAAAAAAAUCGAGCCUACUGACAAAACUUUUUUUUUCUUGUAGCAUGUGAAAUGCGGUACCCACAAAAACGUCUUUUUUGAGAUCUCUUGCUCGGCGGACGGAACUCUGCGCGUGUGGUAUCUGAAGACGGCGGAGUGCAUGACGACGUUCCGCGUGGCCGGCGCCGGCGACACCGCCGUACUCAACGUCCUGCCGAUUCCGAAGAGCGAGCCGCCGCAGUUUGUCGUCUGCAACCGCUCCAACACGCUCUACGUCGUCAACAUCUCCGGCCAGGUCGUGCGGACCAUGACUUCCGGCAAGCGCGACAAGGGAGAGUUCAUCAACUGCAUCCUGUCUCCCAGAGGUUCUCUCCUCGCUUGAUCCUUUCUCAAGUCGUCUUUUCAGGGGAAUGGGCCUAUGCUCUCGCCGAAGACGGCGUUUUGUACUGUUUCCUUCUACAAGCUGCUUCUUUAGAGUCUACUCUUCCCGUAUGUUUUUACCUCUCCGAACUUUUUCCAUGGAACAGUUUACUAAGGCUGAUGCAAGGUUCAUUACCAACUUUGGUGUAAAAUAUAUUUUCCAGCAAUUUUCUACAUCUCAUGCUACUUUUUCGAGUUUAGUUUUUUUUUUCGUUGCGAAUUUUUUUGAAGUUGUUCACGUUUUUACCAACUUUGUUCCAGGUAUGCGAAAAGAUGCCCCAUGGUCUGGCCCACCACCCUCAUCAGAAUCUCAUCUCGACUUUUGGAGAAGAUGCUCUACUCAAAUUGUGGCGUGAUUAA